Sycon ciliatum is the source of this 5107-nucleotide messenger RNA. RefSeq lists its product as uncharacterized. Gene Ontology annotation, molecular function: protein binding. The record is from RefSeq and is a predicted model, not a curated record. Lineage: Eukaryota; Metazoa; Porifera; Calcarea; Leucosolenida; Sycettidae. Bases 295 to 4287 code for a protein of 1330 amino acids. Gene Ontology annotation, cellular component: plasma membrane. The transcript has 21 exons.
CGUAGCUGUUUCUACAUGUAGUUCUCAAAUUCAGUUGGUGGCUUGUUGUGAGCAGUUUGAGCCGCCUGCAUGACUAUCAAUUCUGUAGCAAGGUGAUUGCACUAUCCACUGGCCGGACCGUUUCAGUCUGCUUUUCCCGGUCGGCGUUCAUUCCGUGUAAUGUCGCUAAACUAGCUUUCGCUGAGGCUGACCCACAGUUUCAAAGAUUGACGUGGCAGCAGAUAUCUCGAAUCGACAUUCGAGGCACCGGUUGGUUUCCGUCGAGUCAAGGCACAACUGCAAGCAGAAUCCAGGAUGGCCGUCUGGCAUUGCCGAGUUGCAACUUUCAUCUUGCUUAUACAUGCCGUGGCGGCCUCAGCUGCGGUGGUGGCAUCGACAUGUAGUCCCGCGGGAGCUUCCUAUAUAUGCAGUGGAUUUACUGUCCUGCCAAUUUUUGGAGCUCCUCAUUUCACUAACUUCACUUGUACCCGCUGCAAUUUAACUAGUCUACCAGCAGACAUACUAAGGUCACGAGUCUUGACGGCCGUAGUUCUAAGCUCGUCACUGGUGCUAACGAUUGAUCCUGCUGCAUUUCACAGCCUCACAGGUCUUACGGUCCUACGUUUAGACAGUAACAUGAUCUCGAUGAUUCCUAAUGGGACGUUUCGUGGCCUGAAGAAUUUAACAACACUACAUCUAGAAAGGAACCGACUUCGAACAAUUCCAUCCGGGGAAUUUCAGGAACUGCCAAACCUAGUACAACUAUAUAUGAAUCACAAUAAGCCGUUGCAGAUUCAAACUCGUGCAUUUCUAGGCCUGGGAAGAUUAACGCAUCUGCAUUUACAAAAUAGCGGCAUCCCAGAGAUUCUGCCAGGGACGUUUGAGGGUCUGGCAAACCUGCAGGAGCUGAAUUUAGCAAGAAACAGUAUCACGCGGGCUGAAUCUGGUGCAUACCGGGAACUGACAAAGCUACGAAAGCUAGAUUUGGGGAAAAACAAGAUUUCGGUGAUUGUACCCGGCGCAUUUCAAGGACUGGCGCAACUCACUACACUGUACUUAUCUGCUAACGACAUUUCAAAUAUUCUGCCCGGGACCUUUCGAGGGCUAGUGGCAUUACAAGUGGCAUACCUGAAGGAGAAUACGAACUUGGUAGUGGACCACGCGCUGUGUCCGCUUAGACACGCACAUUUAGAUGUACCAGGCCCGAACGAUACGUAUUGCCAAAUGAACUGCAACACGCUCAGUCAGACCGCAGCAUGUGGAAGCACUCAGGCACACUGCAGCGGAACUCUUGAGAAUUACGCAUGUUUGGCCAACGUGGAUCUGUGCGUGAAGAAAUUCGGCUUUAUCAAUGGCAGGAUAGCGUCACACAACCUCUCUGGUACAGUUCAAUGCGACAUCGGAUCUCAGCUAGCCGGUGCUAGCACAGUCGCCUGUGAACUCUGGCCGCUGAACGAGCCGAAGUGGCGCUCGACUCCAGCCUGCACCAAGAUACCCACCUACUGUCCAUCGCUGGUGCUGCCCCGCACAAAGCACACGACGUUCCACACCAGCAGCGGCGCUUAUCGAGCGCUCGGCGUCACCGCCAGCAUAGUCUGCCUUGACGGGCACACGACGGCUCGGAAGGCGGCCGACGGGACGUCGAACUCCUUCGUCUCGACGUGCUCCACUCACAACCGGACACACGGAUACUGGGACAACCUAAGCGAUUGUAAACCGAUUACUUGCCCGGUGAUUAAGGUUGCGAAUGGACAGUUUAGUCGUACCCAUCCUGGCAGUCCCGGCGACUCUGGAACUGUAACUUGCUCAGCUGGCCAUCGCCAUAGCACUGGAACUGCCACGUGCAAGUCAGAUGGCUCCGUGAUCGGCAAGUGGACCCCUACGCCAGCGUGCCUUUCCAUUCAACAUUUUUGCCCACUGUUGCCAGCUACCAAUGGCAUAAUCCGUUACUCUGGAGACCGUCGCUAUGACACUCUUGCCGAGUUGGAAUGCUUCCUUGGCUACGCACCAAUAGGUGGUGCUUCUAAAACGCCAUGUGUGGCAAAAGCGUCUGGAAUUAGUGGAUACUGGCGGGGAGUGCUGAAGUGUAAUGCCAUUCCCUUCUACUGCCAGCAAGUGGGCGUCGCUAACGGACAUAUUUCGUACAGUUCGAACCUCAUGGUCACUGGCACGGCAACCGUAUCCUGUCACCAUGGCUACCGGCCACAGGCGGGCGGCGCGGUUUCGACUUGCAUUGGCCGGGUCCCCGAUCAAGGCAGCUGGAGCCCGAAACCGGCAUGUGAACCUUUCACCAACUACUGCCCGGAGGUGUCAGUUGCCAACGGGUACUUGAACUUCACCAAAAGCCGGGCCAUCGGCGCGAAAGCAAUGCUAACUUGUCGGCAUGGUUACAAGCCCACGGUCGGCAAUGAUGUCUUGACGUGCGGCGGCCAGAGUUCAACUCACGGCGUCUGGGAUAAUUCACCAGCGUGUGAACUGGUGACCGACUACUGUGUCAACACUGUCGCCGUGGAGUACGGCAAGUUGCUGUACCCGACGGUGCGCACGCUCAACUCCAUUGCCACGCUCGAGUGCGACUCUGGCAACGUGCGGAACGGCACUCAACUCUCGUGCGUGCCCUCGAGCAGCGAAUCGGGCGUGUGGAACGGAACUGCCAAAUGCACCAGAGAUGACGAUACAGCCGGAGCUGGGGGCAGUGGUGUGAACGUGUCGCUGGUCAUCGGUCCCGCCGCCGGCAGUCUGCUGCUGCUCGUCGGAAUCGCCGUGCUGGCCGUCUGGAGGUGGCGGCGCGGCGCGUCCAAGAGGCCGCCGCCGGUCGGGGGCAGCAUGCGUCAGCGGCCAGGCAGCAUGCGCGACCUGCCCAGGGACAUGGGACCCCGGUACAGCACCAGCCUGGUCCUGCAGCCGGGCGGCGGGAAGUCGUGCCACGGUGCCUCGACGCUGGUCAGCCCCGGCGAGCCCGGCCUCAACCAGUACUGGCCAGAGAAGCCGGGCGGAGACAGCGACCUGUACGCCGAUCUCAGCCUGUACGAAGACCUCAAGGCGCCGCAGCUGAAGGCCGUGGCCGGACACACACACAGCUCCAUGACGAUGCUCACCGACGACUCCAACUGCGCGUCGAUGUCGCGCUGCAGCAGCAUGCGCCAGUCGCCGGCGAAGCCGAGCCGCUACGCCACCACCUCGCCCAGCCCCAGGCGCUCCCAGUCCGAAGCACCCGCCGACCUCGCACCCGGUGCGCUGCCCAUUGGUGCUGGGCACGUGCCCAACCUUCAGGAGCCAUCUCAAGUGUUGACGGCGCCCACUUUCGAUGGCGACCAUGUGUCGCGCUCCCGGUCGGCCUCGCAGACCUCCCGUACGCAGCUCUGCACCUCGUCCUCGCUCAACACGCUUAUGAACAGCUACGAUCAGGUGGCCAUGCAGCAGAUGCCCGGCGGCUUAGACCUCGGCGACAGCGGCGGGCAGAUGGACGCUCUGCCCAGCCCGGACGCAUGCAGACUCAACAACGAGGACGCCUACAGCUCGUACGGUUCCCUGCGUGAAUCCCUGGCCAUGUCUAUGAUGUCCGUCAACGAGCUGGAGGACGAGCUCAACGAACCCCUGUACAACCAGCACUAUGGCAGCUGUCCGCAGCCGGAUGCUUCGCUCGGCGCCACCAAUCAGCACCCUCGGCCUGGCGCUCUGCUGCCGGGCAACCGUCAAAGCCUGUCGCGGUCGGUUUCCGGUUUCGGCGACGGCGGCGCAGGCAACUCGGACUACCCGCUGAGGGAAACAGGUGCCGGUGGUGGCCUGCAGAGAGCAGCGUCCAGCGCGGGUCGACGCAACCUGCCCAGCAAGCCACCGGCCAACUAUAGUACCGCCGGCUUUGCUGGUGGUCAGCAGCAGCAUCCGCCGGCCCCACCGCCGGGUGGACCAACGCGUCGCGUUGCCUCCAGCAUGAGAAGACCUGGUCCAGAGCGGGGCAGCGGUCAACUCGGCCGUGCAGCCUCGGUCCGGCUGCCACCCUCCUCCGCAGGUGGUGGUGGCUUCCCUGGACCGCAGCACCAGCAACAGCAGCAGCAUCAGCAGGGUGUACGUAUCAAGCCGCCGUCGUCCGUGCGACCGGAGUCCCUGCAGCCGGUUCAUGUUGUUAGCAGUCCUGGCGUACAGUGGGGUGAGGGUGCACACGGCCAACCGGGGGGUCAGGAGUACGACGCCCCUGAUAAUAAUGACACUUACACGUUCAUGGCGUCAAGCUUUGAUAUCUUGCCAGACAGCACCGCCACCACUCCUAUGGUUGGCGAUGGCCCGUACGCCCCGCUGGGCAUGUAGUGCGUAGUUCACCCGGGCACAGUCGCCAGCGUGAGCAUCCCGAUUCUGGGGAACCACACUGUCCGCACAUAGACACUUGCGGCGGUCGGCACGCACCGCACGCUCUGUGCUCUGACUGCAAGGCCUGCGCCACACACGCCGCUUGCCACGUGCACAAACGAGUAUUACAGAACACCCAUCGGCUCGGCGGUCAGAACGAUAACCAGGGCAAGAUGAAAAUGGAGCGUUAGUCCCAAAAUAUCUCCUCCGUUUCUUUUUCUAAGCGCCUAAUCUAUUCCUUUCUUUCUUAUUUCUUUUCUCAUCUCUUCCCAAAACUAACCCAAACAACUACAGUCACAUGUUGCAUAUUUUAGAACUGCCUGCACGAUGUAUUGUUCCCCUCCUUUUAGCUCUUUACCAGUAUCCGUUCUCGCAGGAGUCUUUGAUCAACUACCCACCGUCAGAGUCCAACUAUGCGAGCGCGCGUUGCAUUGCCCCGACGACCUUCAUGCAUUCCGCACUUUUCUCGUGGGAUUUUCUUGAUUUAUCGGUGUAGGGGCAUGCAUGCCUGACACGCGCUAUCAUUCGUGACAUGCUCGCGACGCACACGAUGCAAACACCAUCAGUGGAUGGAAACAAGGAUGCACUGGACGCAUACCUGUGUAUGGGGAGAAUGCUUCGCUCCGAGGCCGCCAUUGGAGGCAUGGUUCAGAGCGGAAGAUAUUCUUUCUCCUCUCUUGCGUCUUCUGCAUGCAUUUUGUCUAUUUUUUGCUUGAACGAUCCUGCUCCUGUCCAUGUCUGCAAUGUCACCUGCAUGCCCUCUGCACCCCCCCCCCCCCCC